GUAAAUGGAGAGCUAUGUACAUAUAUGUAGGCAGAGUCUAAGUUGAUAAGUCUCUCGCACGCAAUACAAAUUAAGUUUGAUACGCCUGAAAGAGGAAACCGCAAGUAAACAUUUAUUAUAUAAAUAUGUCUGAGCCCCGGCUAAAAUUCGUAUUCGACUUCAAGAAGUUGAAGCAGACGUUCGUCGAGCUCUGUCCAGAUUUCAAGGAGGAGCCCGAUUAUGAGAAGGCCACUGUUAGUCGUCGCUUCGCCCAGGAGGUGAUCUUCACCUACAGCAAGGAGGCCGCUGCAGCCAAAUCCCAGAAGAAGGACGUGUCCUGGACGUUGCGGUUGGAUGUGGAAAAUGAAAACGGAGCUACCAUCCGUAGCGAGGUUAAGAUCCAGACGCACUGGGUCCGCGACCCGCCGCAAAACCAGCCGUUCGUGAUGCGGGGUCUCCUGCUGUUGUCCUUCAAGCAGGCCAGUCUGCUUGCGGUGGAGAAGUAUUGCCAAUUGGUUCCCCAUCAGGUGGAGCGCGGCGAGGUGGUGCUCACUCCUCUGGCUGGAGCCGUGUUCUCCAAGUUUGAGAUGACCAAGCUGGCCGAGGCUGUUGGCGAACCACUUGACAAAGUCAUAGUGGCCGUCAUCAGCAGCUGCCAAACGGAUGGAUACUAUCUGGAGCACAGUCGCUGCCACAUCGCUUUGGUUGCCCUUAUCAAGACUGUUUCGGAUUUCAAGAUGCGGUCCUCCAUCGUCAAGAAGACCAUCAAAAUGUACAAGUUGCACGGCAAGGAAUUUGACAUGGACAAGUUUAAGGUUUGGAGCACUUUCCUAAGGAAAUCGGCUCCUGCAAAGCGCCAGGAUGACAGCGAUGGUGAUGACUACGACAAGCUGGCCGAGCAGGUUCUGGCCUUUAACCUUAACAGCAAGGAGGAGAAUCGCAAACCAAAAAUGCCGAUGAAGUGUGCAGCUAAUUUUCCGGUUCCGAAAUCAGGAACCGAAAAGGUUUGAAAUAUCCCAAGAAAUUCUAUUUAGAAUGAAAACGGACUUAAAACGCCUGAGAAUGGCCGUGCCAUUCUUCAUUACAUUGAACGAACCAACUGUAGAAAUUCCAAAUUGGAAUACUUUGUAUGAUGUAUUAGAAUAUUCAAUAGAUGUUAUCUGUCUUUUGUAUAAACAUUUUAAAACUAUCUCAAUAAAAUGCAGUUCUUUUCGUUUCAAUGUAA
Drosophila rhopaloa is the source of this 1204-nucleotide messenger RNA. RefSeq lists its product as uncharacterized. NCBI's taxonomy places the organism in Eukaryota, Metazoa, Arthropoda, Insecta, Diptera, Drosophilidae. The transcript has 2 exons. Bases 126 to 989 code for a protein of 287 amino acids. The record is from RefSeq and is a predicted model, not a curated record.